This is a messenger RNA of Lytechinus variegatus (green sea urchin), 2551 nucleotides long. RefSeq names its product solute carrier family 23 member 1-like. Gene Ontology annotation, biological process: transmembrane transport. The transcript is spliced from 14 exons. The coding region runs from base 315 to 2255 and encodes 646 amino acids. The record is from RefSeq and is a predicted model, not a curated record. Gene Ontology annotation, cellular component: membrane. Gene Ontology annotation, molecular function: transmembrane transporter activity. NCBI's taxonomy places the organism in Eukaryota, Metazoa, Echinodermata, Echinoidea, Temnopleuroida, Toxopneustidae.
CCCAUGGAUUUGUGAUAUAAAAUUCCUUUGAUUGUCCUCAGACAAAACACAGUGGAAUGUUGAUUGCUAUCUUCUCAUUGUAAUGUGGAUCCGGUCAAAGUCAUAAAGAGAAUUAGAAUGAUUUGACCAAAGGAACAAAGAAUGAAAAGAAAGAGAUCUUGGAAUUGAUAUCUCGCGAGCAAUUCAAGGCAUUGGAUCAAAAGUAAAGUCAGCUUGUGCAGUGACAGUUGAAUUAUCAGUUUGGUUGUACAAGGUGUCACAGGUGUCCACAACGGGAGUCUAAUGUGGAUUAACGCUUAUACCAACAGUGACGGAUGAUGCUUACGGGGAUGCUUACUGCUAACGAAGAUAUUAUGGCAAACGAGGAUGGGAAGGUUGAAAGCAAUGGCCACGACCAGGCUGAUGUCGGCUACCAGAAACACCGAGAAAGCCAAAGUGAUAUGCCAGUCCCUGAAAAUCUGGUGAAUGAUGCACAAGCUCAGGCUGACGCCAUCUUAGGUCGUUUAAAGAGUGUUGUGACUUAUGGAAUUGAGGAUAACCCGCCUUGGCACACCACUAUAGUACUAGCAUUUCAGCAUUUCUUAACGAUGUUCAGUGGAGUAUUGGCAAUCCCUUUGAUCCUGUCUAAUUCCUUGUGUCUUGCUGAAGAUCCUGGCACCUUAGCAGAACUCAUAGGAACUAUCUUCUUUAUCUCUGGACUCGUCACCUUACUGCAGUCCACCUUUGGCGUCAGAUUACCAAUCGUACAAGGCGGAACGUUCACAUUUCUCCUCCCGACUUUUGCUAUAUUGGGCAUCAGGGGCGAUUGUCCAACCAAAGCUGCUAAUGCAACUGAUGAGGAAAUACAUGCGGAAUUCCGUAGCAGGAUGCAAGAGAUUCAAGGUGCCGUGAUGGUUGCAUCGGUUGUCCAGGUAGUGAUAGGAUUUACUGGAAUAAUGGGAUUUCUACUGCAGUUCAUUGGUCCGUUAGCUAUCGCUCCUACCAUCGGUCUUAUUGGACUGUCUCUCUUCAAGGAAGCUGCUAGACAGGCUUCAGUCCACUGGGGUAUCGCAUGGAUGGUGAUUAUCAUCAUAAUUGUAUUCUCACAAUAUUUGGAGCGUUUCCCGAUUCCGUGCCUAGCUUUCAACAAAACCAAAAAGUGUCAUGUCACCAAGUUUCCAAUCUUCAAGUUAUUUCCAAUCAUUUUAGCCAUUUUGAUUGGUUGGUUGUUCAGUUACAUCUUCACGGUAACGAAUGUAUUUCCCACUGACCCCGAAGCUUAUGGUUAUGGGGCUCGUACUGAUCUAACUCAGGGGGUCUUAGCUGAGUCACCGUGGUUUGAUUUCCCAUAUCCAGGUCAGUGGGGUGUUCCAAGCGUGACUACCGCUGGAACUCUGGGUAUGCUGGCUGGUGUACUUGCCUCUAUGGUGGAAUCUGUGGGUGACUAUUACGCCUGCGCCAGACUGUCGGGUGCCCCUCCCCCACCUGCUCAUGCAAUCAAUCGUGGUAUCGGAAUGGAGGGUAUCGGGUGCAUUUUGGCGGGAGCCUGGGGCACAGCGAACGGCACUACGUCAUACAGUGAAAAUAUCGGUGCUAUAGGUAUUACCAAGGUGGGAAGCCGUCUUGUCAUUCAAGUCGCUGCAUGUAUUCUAAUGAUCGUGGGAAUCUUUGGCAAGUUUGGUGCCUUUUUCUCCACUAUUCCAGACCCAGUCAUUGGUGGUGUUCUUUCUACAACAUUCGGUAUGGUAAUGGCAGUUGGAAUCUCUAACCUUCAGUUUGUGGACCUCAACUCACCACGGAACCUCUUCAUUGUUGGUUUCUCAUUCUAUGUUGGUAUUGUGAUUCCUGAUUACAUCCUAGAAAAUCCAGAGUCUAUCAACACAGGAAAUGCAACAUUUGACCAAGUUGUAUUGGUUCUGCUAGAGACUAGUAUGUUUGUUGGUGGAGCUGUUGGAUUCUUCCUAGACAAUACAGUACCAGGUACUCGUGAGGAGCGAGGCCUCACAAAAUGGAGAGACAUGUAUGGAAUGGCUGAUGAUGAGGAAGAUGAAGACUUUGUUGAUGCCUCAGAAGAAGUGAUGGAACUCACCCUCAGGUCAUAUGAGAUGCCAUUUGGGAUGGGCUAUAUCAGGAAAUGGAAGUGGGCAAGAUAUCUUCCCUUCAGCCCCACAUUUAAAGGGAUAAAUCUAAAAAAAUACUUUAGGAGAUGCAGACCAAGGAAAUCAAAGAAAGAACAUGACAUUCCAAUGUCUGACAAUGAAGGAAAUGUUGCAUGAGAUCUACAUCCUUUCUAUCCUACUGUCUUCCAUACCACCGAUGUGACAACUCACGGGUGCAUUGCUCAGUCCUUCCUAACUGUAUCAUUGUCCUAGACAACAUCUACUAAGACUCAAGAGGGCAUAUUUUUAUCAUUUCAUGGUGAUUAAGUGACUUAUUAAGGUGAUGAUUAUUCAAGGAUGCAUCAAGAAUGAACUCGAAUAUACAACUUGAGUGCUGCCAGAUAUUCUCCAAAUUAAUGACUUGUUCUCUUUCAAUGCAUUGAACUUUGGGUGAGGCUAAACAUGAAGAGAGU